Molecule: messenger RNA, 1063 nt
Organism: Caenorhabditis sp. 36 PRJEB53466
Lineage: Eukaryota; Metazoa; Nematoda; Chromadorea; Rhabditida; Rhabditidae
Source: the annotation of a GenBank genome assembly
AUGUCCGCCGAGCAGUUCGUCGGUCGCUGGAAGCUCGUCCACUCGGACAACUUUGAGGAGUACAUGAAGGAGGUCGGCGUGGGACUUUUAACGAGAAAAGCGGCGGCGAAUGUGAAGCCGACUCUGGAGAUCAAAGUCGACGGCGACAAAUGGCACGUCAACCAGCUGAGCACCUUCAAGAACACCACGUUGACGUUCACGCUAGGAGUGGUGAGUGUUCUGAGGCUUAGUAGAAUACGUUACUCUUCCCCAACGUUAGAUGUGUCAAACAGUGUUGAGCGGAAUUCCGUCUUCCGUCUUCCGUCUUCCGAGAUUUUUUCUUCUUACCGUAAAAGAGUAAUAGCUUUUCAGAAGAAGCCAUUUACAAGCCCCGAAGAACGCGAAUUUCCACGGGCAACGACCCAGAUCCAACAUUUUUGUUGUUUAGUUAUUUUUUUCAAAAAAAAAACCGGAGAAAAAGGUGCUACAUUGACGAUUUUUUUGUUCCGUCUUCCGUCUUCCGUCUUCCGGAUUUCAAAAUUCCAUUUCCGCUCAACUCUGGUCUACACAAGUUUGAGUAAACGAAACGUUCCGCUAUUGUCCAUUUCUUGAUCUUCGUCAUAAUGUGACGCCUUUCUCUUUAUGCUCUUUUCCGAAACACUGAUAGGCGAAAAGAGUGACACGUGGUGUAAAGUGUGUAUUUGAAAGGGGAGGAAGAAAGAACGAGUGAACUUUGUUCCCUGUUUUUUUGACCGCGCAAAAAGUACUUUGAAACCCCCCCAAAAGCGACAAUAGAAGGGCACCCGAAUACUGUUCAUUCAAGAGUUGAACCUUUAUUAAAAGCUCCACAUACCGCUGACAGAUAUACCCACAAUCAUUUCAGGAGUUUGACGAAACGACGCCGGACGGCCGUCACUUCAAGUCGACGAUUACGGUGGAGAACGGAAAAGUGGUGCACGUGCAGAAGAGGAUCAAGGCGGACGACAAGGAUUCGGUGAUCACCCGCUGGCUGGAAGGCGACCGACUCAUCACGACGCUCCAGUCCGGAGACGUUGUUUCCCGACGCGAAUACGUCCGCGAGUGA